ACGCUCAAGACAGAACAACGGGCUCUGUAUUUCCUUGAUUAUUUUUCUCCGCCUCCAGGGACAAUGUCUCUUUGCCUUUUCAGGAAGAUUUAAUAGAAACAGACACUGUUCCCUUCCCCAAGCGCCAAAGCUCUGUUUCCAGAACCAGCGCGUAUACUAGAUGCUUCGGGGCGGAGCCCGGACUAGCAAAGGGCGGGCCUUGCGAGCGGCGCGCGCUAUAAAAUAGGACGCGAGGCACCCCGCGCACGCCUGGGAGCAAGUGUCUCUUCAAGCCAAGGGGCCACCCACCGCCAGCCCAUCUUGGUGGUUCCUCCAGGAGUCAACAGCCUGAUCCCUUGGGCAGCGGUUACCAUGGCCGAGAGAGCGCUGGCGCUCACCCCGAUGGGGCGGGGGGACCGCUACUACACAUAUACUGAGCUCCUGGCCAUCUCGCGGCGCUUCAAGCAGAACCCCAACGAGCUCAUGAUCACCUGGAUCCUGCGGGUAUAUGACCAGGGGGGCUCGGCCCUGGCCCUGAAUUCCGGCGAGCUGGCGCUGCUGGGCGAUCUGACCGGCGACGCCAUCUUUAACUACCACUGCAAGGGCCUGCGGGGCGGCUGCAAGACGCUGCUCAGCUGGCUGCUGCUGGCCUGGCGCCAGCGCUGGGAGUCCUUCGUGUACUUCGAGGCCACCGAGCUGCCUUUCCGGCCUUGGACCAACAUGGAGGAGGGCAUCCGGCUGGUACGCGAGCUGGGCAUGCUCGAGUGGAUCUACCGCGAGCCGGCCUCGCCCCCCGUGCCAGAGCAGGCGCCCUUGCCUGCACCAGAGGACAUGCCAUUCACACAGGGCCUGCAGCGGCGCCUGCUGACGGCUGCGCCCUCCGAGCUGCGGCUGUCGUUGGCCAGCCUGCUGGUCAAGGGCAUGACGGUGCUGGAGGCGGUGCUAGAGAUUCAGACCAUCGCCGAUGUGGGCCUGUUCUGGCGCCACAGCCAGCCCGGCCGCGCCAAGCUCAUGCUGGGGCCCAAUCCAACGCGCAAGGACCUCAUGGGCUGGCUCCUGAGCCACGGGGUGCCCAAGGAGAGGGUGGACAAGCAGCCCACCAAGGUCCUUCUGGAGCUGUACAUCAGAGAGGCCAAGCGCAGCCGCAGCCACCCAGCCUACAUGCUGGGGGAGGAGCAGCCCCCGCCACCCCCCUACUCUGACCAGGCCUGUGGGGAGGAGCCGCCCAUGCACCACGACUAGGAGCCGGGAGGAGGCUAGAUUCCAGGGCAUCUGGCCCCUUGGAGUGGAGAUGCAGAGCCUUGCCAGUAUCCCCUGAGCCUCCCCAGGAGGGCUGAAGCACUGCUCUUCUGCUCUGGAGCCUCCUGUGGGCAGGCCCCACCCCAUGGGCGUCACCCACCACAGCUGGCGGAGGGGAGUGAGCUAGCUGGGUACAUGGCAGCUCCUUAGAGAUCCCCCCCCCCAAGCACACAGCCUGUUACCGUUUCAGUCUGUUACAUUUCAGCCCCAUUGGCAUGGUUGAGGGGGCACCCACCCACGGGUCUCCAAAGCACUACAGGUCCCUACACUACAAUCCAAGUGCAGAAACCCCACAGCCAACAACAUGAAGGCAUCUUGAAGUUUGUGCCCUUUUUCUUAAGGUUUUUUUAAAAAUGCAAUGUUUUUACUUAAUACUUUAAGCAGAUAACAGCGCUUUUGUUUUAGGGAUGCUCUUGUCGUGGCUUUUCUGUUAAGACUUCAUUUUGCAAUAUCUUUCUCUUUUAAA
Hipposideros armiger (great roundleaf bat) is the source of this 1744-nucleotide messenger RNA. Its product is annotated as Friend virus susceptibility protein 1-like. The record is from RefSeq and is a predicted model, not a curated record. Gene Ontology annotation, cellular component: Golgi apparatus. Gene Ontology annotation, biological process: response to virus. NCBI's taxonomy places the organism in Eukaryota, Metazoa, Chordata, Mammalia, Chiroptera, Hipposideridae. The coding region runs from base 352 to 1221 and encodes 289 amino acids. The transcript is spliced from 4 exons.